AGCGCAGUUUUGCACCACUGGACCACCUCUGCGUUCUUUUCCCUAUUCGCUGGGGAAAAUGUAAAGAAAAAUUGCAUUUACCUGCAUUUAACGCAAACCAACCGAUUUGGAAAAGCAUCUGCAGUGCAAUCGCCUAGUAAAUAAACAUCCACACCCAUGUUGACCGAAGCCCCCAUGGCCAGCGAAAACAUCAUGGACGAACUAGCCUCUUUGAUUCGCACCGAGAUCCCGGACGGACGCCAAAGCCUCAGGGACAGCUACACCAACCUGGAGCGCGUGGCCGACUACUGUGAGGACACUUACUAUCGCGCCGACAACAAGAAGUCUGCACUGGAGGCCACCAAGAACUACACCACCCAGUCUCUAGCCAGCGUCGCCUAUCAAAUAAACACUCUCGCCUACAGCUACAUGCAGCUGCUAGAACUGCAGGCCCAGCAACUGGGAGAGAUGGAGUCCCAGAUGAACCACAUCGCCCAGACGGUGCACAUCCACAAGGAGAAAGUGGCAAGGCGGGAAAUCGGUGUUCUUACUGCCAAUAAGGUGAGCUCGCGCCAGUUUAAAAUAGUGGCACCCAUCAAUCCGGAAAAGCCCAUAAAGUAUGUUCGCAAACCCAUCGAUUACUCGAUUCUGGACGAGAUUGGUCAUGGCAUCAAUUCGGCCCAACAUGCCCAGGGUAGGCAAAAGCAUCGUGGCUCCAGCCACGGAUCCGUGCAAUCAUUGGUGCCCUCGUCUGUGGGUCCGCCACCGACCACAAAGCCACCAACGCCACCCCAGAUGUCGCGGGCUGGAAAUACUGGAACUCUUGGAAAGUCGGUUAGCAAUACGGGAACUUUGGGAAAGAGUUCACGGGAGUAUCGCACUCCGCCAGUGGUCAAUCCACCGCAGGUGCCCUCGCAUUAUGCCCCAAACUAUCCAAUUGGGCAUCCCAAGCGUAUGUCUACCGCUUCGUCGGGAACAGCAGCGGGUAACGGAGGCGGUGCUGCGGGUAAUGAACGAGCAGCUGGCUAUAGUGCUCUUCCCAUGCCCCCGAGUCAGCAAAUAGCUACCCAUGUUAACUUGCCGUCAGCGGGAAUGAUGCAAUCCUUGCCUCCACCGCCGCCCACAACUUAUGAUGAUCGCAGCAGCAUGCCUCCAGCUCCUCCUUCGCCGCUGACAGUGUCGCAGCACGAGAUGACCGAGCAAAGCCACAUUGGUAUGCAUACUCUGGGUCGCAACAUCAACAGGAAUCCCAACCGAAAUCAUUUUAGCUUAAACUUUGCAAGACCCGGCUCCCAAUCGCCGCCUUUGCCUCCUCCGCCACCGCCAGAGGAUGAACAUCAGGACUUUGGUCGGCCACGCACCUCGACAGGACCGCAGCUGGCGCCAAUAGUACCGGAGGAUCAGAACCUCCCCGGCUGGGUGCCCAAGAACUUUAUCGAGAAGGUGGUGGCCAUCUAUGACUAUUAUGCCGACAAGGACGACGAACUGAGCUUCCAGGAAAGCUCAGUGCUGUAUGUGCUCAAAAAGAACGAUGACGGCUGGUGGGAGGGCGUCAUGGAUGGAGUGACCGGCCUGUUUCCGGGAAAUUACGUGGAGCCUUGUGUCUAAGCCUCGCAGCGAUAUUCUAAACAUGCCAACCAUUACAAUAAUCUGCAUUAUCCAGCCUGUUUCGCUCCCUGGCUGUCCUUCUAUGGUCUGAAAAAGGAGUCAGAGGACAGCGGAGGACCGCAACAGGCUCGGCUGACAAUGACGAUAACAUUUUGAGCAUAUUGAUAAGGACAAUUAUACAAUUAAACAUAUACACAAGCACAGCAGGCCAGAAAAGAAAGAAAACAAAGAUAAUUCCAUUAGCAUCAGCCAACUGCAUUUAGUCUAAUAAAAAAGAGCACACACCAGGAUCCAUGAGCUCGAGGAAUGUCGAGCUAGCUGCCUAUCUUAACCUAUUUACACGCUAGUAAUGAAUAACUAAUGGAAAUUUCUAAAAUUGUUCCACAAAAGUAGACGAAUUCAGCCCAAUUACUUUAAAUAUUUGUCCACUGUUUUAUCAAGAGUUUUCUGUUGCCUUCCGCUUUAUACCCCUAUACCUAACCCUAUACUCGUACCUAUAUCCCCCAGCAAUACACUGUAGGUUAUAUGAAUUUCAGUUAGCAUUUAAUUCUUAAGCAUUGGCUAGGUGGAGAACUUUUGUUUACACUUUUACAAACCGCAACGAUUACUUUAUUUAGCUGCGAACGUUUAGUUUAAAUGGAAUUGCAAGCAAAAGGAAUCAAAUCAAAUCUACACAAUACAAGUAUACAAAACACAUACCCGCUCUAUAUGGCAUCAAAAUAAUAGCUAAUAAAAAUUUCAAUUACCAAACCGCAA
Molecule: messenger RNA, 2343 nt
Organism: Drosophila bipectinata
Lineage: Eukaryota; Metazoa; Arthropoda; Insecta; Diptera; Drosophilidae
Gene: Abi
Product: tyrosine kinase Abl
Biological process (GO): neuron migration
Cellular component (GO): lamellipodium; actin-based cell projection; SCAR complex
Molecular function (GO): SH3 domain binding; signaling adaptor activity
Source: RefSeq, a predicted model, not a curated record